This is a messenger RNA of Salvelinus sp. IW2-2015, 1562 nucleotides long. RefSeq names its product deoxyribonuclease-2-alpha. Gene Ontology annotation, biological process: apoptotic DNA fragmentation. Gene Ontology annotation, molecular function: deoxyribonuclease II activity. The record is from RefSeq and is a predicted model, not a curated record. Lineage: Eukaryota; Metazoa; Chordata; Actinopteri; Salmoniformes; Salmonidae.
AGUGCCUCUAGUCCAGGGCGUUAGUGCGAGUUCCUCCACUAGGCGUUGAAGGCGCCCUGGWACAGAGCUAGCAGAAGGGUAGCUAAAGCAAACUAUUGUCAUUAACUCGUGACCGUAAGCCCGCCCCGUGACAUCGUACUUCAAAACAAGGAUGCAUCUCGACUUUAGAAAUGGAAUAGUUCGCCACAAUCAAAGAUCACGCGGAUACGGAAAAGCUGUAGAAAAUGAUGACAUUGCAUACAUCCUGUACAAUGACCAGAGACCACCCGAGGAGGGAGAAAGAGGAUUUGGUUUCCUUAGUAGCCGAGGUGGCCACACUAAAGGUGUUGUCUUAUUGGACAAGACACAGGGCUACUGGUUGGUCCACAGCACCCCUMAUUUCCCCCCUGUAAAGGAAAUAGGGAAAUAUUCCUACCCAGGUAGUGGUGUACAGAAUGGACAGAACUUCAUCUGUGUGACSUACCCACUGGAACGCUUUCAGGCCAUUGGAGAGCAGUUGCAGAUCAACCAGCCCAAUGUGUAUGACUGUGGUGUCCCUGCUUCCUUGGCCUCUCUGGUGCCCGCACUGGCUGACGUCUGUAACAACAGCCAAGGGCAGAUGGCCUAUAGCAACAUACCGCACAMCCAACCUGCAUCCAAUCGCAGUGUGUCUCUCACCUCAUUGGGUGGAACCGAGUUCAUCAGCUUUGCCAAGGGGAGAUCAUUCAAUAAUGAUCUGUACCACUCCUGGGUGGCUCCCUCCCUCCAGUCAGACCUCCUAGUCCAGUUCUGGAUCCGCUCCACUGGCAUCCUGCCCUCUGACUGCUCCCUGGGCUGGAAGGUCCUGGACAUCCAGCUUAUCUCCCCAGGCGGGAGGAUCACCUUCAAGGCCUCCAACGACCACUCCAAGUGGGCCGUGAGUACCACCGGGGGUGGGGUGGAUAGAGCUGCUGGCUGGGUGUGUGUGGGCGACAUCAACCGGAACGAGGCUGAGGAGAAGAGAGGGGGCGGGACAGUGUGUCUGCAGGACGCCACGGUGUGGAAGGCCUAUCGGACAGCGGYGCUGGAGUGUGAGAUGUGCGGGGGAGGGACCAGCGGGUGUGAUGUGGACRUAGAGGAUGCAAGGCACUACCAGGAAGAUAUGAAUCCGUAAGCAUCAGUGUGGCAGCAGUGUAAAGUUACUAGUAUGCACACAGUUCCCUGAGCAGCCUGGUGUAUCAGUAUUAUUGAGCUCCAUGAACAAGGUACCCCAUAGAAUGUUGAUUAAUAAGGUACCAGCAUCUAAUUCACUUUUUUUAUGGCAGUUUUUAUGGCAGAGUGUUUCAUAAAUUGCCAUGAAUAGAAACAUACUUGAAAGGGAAGUGGCACUCCUAUAAUAAUUCAAGAAUGAGCACUUUGCUACAUUCUGUGUAGUUCUAUGAGUUGCUAAUGACUGUAGGAAAUGUUGAUUGUGAUCUCAGGUACAUUUUAUAUGUGUCUGUUUUCAACCUUUUUUUAUGUAUAAAUGAUUUUAUUUUAAAUGAUCGUGCACAAAUAUUUUGCAUAAGGUUCUUCAUUAAACUUCCUCAUCCACCAACAAGCUA